Messenger RNA from Aspergillus oryzae RIB40, 768 nucleotides. RefSeq names its product negative cofactor 2 transcription regulator complex subunit BUR6 (gene nctA). Gene Ontology annotation, molecular function: transcription corepressor activity; core promoter sequence-specific DNA binding; protein heterodimerization activity. Bases 1 to 768 code for a protein of 255 amino acids. The record is from RefSeq and is a predicted model, not a curated record. NCBI's taxonomy places the organism in Eukaryota, Fungi, Ascomycota, Eurotiomycetes, Eurotiales, Aspergillaceae. Gene Ontology annotation, biological process: transcription by RNA polymerase II; negative regulation of transcription by RNA polymerase II; positive regulation of transcription by RNA polymerase II. Gene Ontology annotation, cellular component: nucleus; negative cofactor 2 complex. The transcript has 2 exons.
AUGACAGAUCAGGAUAAUUCUUACCGACCUCGAUCUCCCGAUUUUUCCACCCUCCAAUCCCCCAUUCCCUCUAUCCCCCAGCCCAUAUACUCUUUCGCGAACCCAUUGGUUCAUCACCGCGCAUCCUACGACGCUUCUCGCUAUUUCACCCCGCAGUACCACCCUGUUCCUCCACCCCCACCCCGUCAAGCCUCUCAGCAGUACAUCCCUCCUUUCGCAGACCCGAUUGUAGAUCCCGACAUGGCUCGUCGGUCAUCUCGGAUCGCGCGCGCUGCCGAGGUUGUGCCCAUGCCGGAAACUAAGUACGUCGAACCAACAUACGUCGAACCAUCAUAUGUCGAGCCACCAUAUGUCGAACCCACACCGGUGCUGCCGGAAGAGCCUCCCCAACCAAAUCCCACGGCUGGCGUGGAGGUGAAGACAAAAUUCCCUGUCGCGCGCAUUAAGCGCAUUAUGCAAGCCGAUGAAGAUGUUGGCAAGGUAGCGCAGGUGACUCCAAUCGCUGUCUCCAAAGCUUUAGAACUCUUCAUGAUUUCUCUUGUCACCAAGGCCGCAAAGGAAGCCAAAGACCGGAAUUCGAAACGCGUCACCGCGUCGCAUCUGAAGCAAGCGGUCGUGAAGGACGAAGUAUUAGAUUUCCUGGCCGACAUCAUUGCCAAGGUGCCCGACCAACCGGCAGGAAGAAAGCACGACGAUGAUGGAAGUGAUCAAAACGAACAACCGAAACGAAAGCGCGGAGGACGACGACCGAAAGACGAUAGCGACUAG